Molecule: messenger RNA, 1640 nt
Organism: Alosa alosa (allis shad)
Lineage: Eukaryota; Metazoa; Chordata; Actinopteri; Clupeiformes; Clupeidae
Exons: 6
Coding region: 114-1640 (508 amino acids)
Source: RefSeq, a predicted model, not a curated record
CAGGUACGCCGGCUCUGCCUUUGGAUGGGUGUGGUGAUGCACAUUCUAUUGAAACUUUGGACUUAAAUCAAGACUUGGCCAAUCAAAGUGAAUGUUCUUUAGUGUCAAAACAUAUGUGUGCUUCUGUUGUUGCAAAGUUGCAGGGCAGUGGUGUUUCAACCAAUGUUAUUUUGUCAGUUGUUGAAAGUAUGGAGGAAUGUUUGAAUGAUAUCCACACAUCCAUUAAACAUCAAAUCUUGAAGGUUGUGCCAGAGUGCAACCCUAGUAGAAGGGCAGUUGAGGAUGUGCUUACAAACUUGCAGAACCCCUUUUCUGAACUCAAUACUGAUAGCAAAUGGAAAAAAUAUUUUUAUACUAAAUGGGGAGUUGUACAACCUGUAGAGGUGCAUUUAGGAGUAAGAUAUGAUUCUAAGAAAAACAAAGUUUCUGGAAAUUAUGAACAGGUACCAGUCAAUGACACUUUCAUCUCUAUACCAUUGUUUAAAACACUUGAUUUUAUUUUCAAGAAUGAGGUGAUUCGCAGCCACAUCCCAUCGUCUACAUUUAGUGAUCUGUAUUCUGAUUUCUGCGAUGGUUCUUAUUUUAAGACUAAUCAGUUGUACUCUAAAACCGAACAUGCCCUCCAGAUUCAGGUUUAUUACGACGAUUUCGAAACCGCUAACCCUCUCGGUUCCAAGCAGGGGGUACAUAAACUCGGAUGUUUGUAUUUCACACUCAGAAAUCUUCCACCUCAUCUCAAUUCUUCACUUAUGAAUAUACAUCUCAUUUCUCUAUUUCACUCACAAGACGCCAAGAAAUAUGGCUUGGAUAAAAUACUGACUCCUUUUCUAGAUGAUGUUAAAAAACUUGAAGUUCAUGGAAUGAAAGUGUCAUUUUCUGAGGAACCUCUUUAUGGAACAAUAUCACAGAUUACAGGUGACAAUUUAGGUUUGAAUGGCAUCCUUGGCUAUGUAGAGUCUUUCAGUGCCACCUACUAUUGCAGGCUAUGCUUAACAGACAAGCACACAGCUCAGACUGUAUUUAGUGAACAUGAUCCAAGGGUUGUUUUGAGAUCAAGAGAGCUGAAUGAGCAGCAUUACAAAUCCCUUGAGAACUCUGGUGAUGGUUCAUGCUAUGGUAUCAAGCACAACAGCAUUCUCAAUGAUUUAAAAUAUUUUAAUGUUGCAGAUAAUGUUGUCGUUGAUAUAAUGCACGACCUGCUUGAAGGUGACGCGUCUAUAGACGAGUGGAACCAGGCCUUUUCAAGUACCAUAUCUGCGGCAGCUUCUUCUGCUAUUCCUAAAAAAGGCAAGGCCCCACAGAAGAAAGUGGUCCCUUGGUGGAACGAAGAGUGUGAUGAGUUUGACUUCAAAUUACAUGAGGACAAACACAAUGAAGAUGCAGAAUUCUCCAGCGACUCAUCUAUGGAGUACAUUCAGCUUAACUGGGACUCCAGUGUGCAAAUUUAUACUGAUGGAUCCAAAGACCCAGAGUCGGGAAAAACUGGCUGUGCAUUCUUCAUCCCUCAAUCCAACAGCUGGGUGUCCAUCAGUACUUAUGGGGAGCUGCAGAACUGUGAGCUGCAGCUGAGUUCACAUCAACACCCACAGGAUGAAGGACACACUCUCACUGAUGCUGCUACUCAGCACCAUAGCCUGUGA